AUGACGUCAGUAGUAGUCUGCACAUCCAUACAAGAAUUAGAAGAAAAUCUACAAGAAUUACUAACAGAAUUCUGGGUGCAAGAAGAAGUAUCCAACGGAGACGAACACCAAUACACACCAGACGAGCAGUGGUGUGAAGACCAUUUUAAACGAACUCAUACACGACACUGGACAGGAAGAUACAUAGUACGAAUUUCACUAAGGGAACCUAUUGAACUUCUUGAAAACUCUUAUAACCCUGCUCACCAAUGCUUACAAAGUCUAUUAAGACAACUUUCAAGGAACGAAGACUAUCGUCAUCAAUAUAUACAAUUCAUGACAGAAUAUGAUAAUCUAAACCACAUGAAAAAGGCACCUACAGGUACCCAGUCAAAAAUAAAAUACUAUUUACCUCAUCAUGGCGCACUCAAACCAGACAGCUCCACCACUAAAUUGCGAGUUGUCUUCAACAGCUCCAGCCCGUCAACCUCAGGAAAAUCACUCAAUGAUCUCAUGCACACUGGAGCCAAUCUAAACAAGGAAAUCUCAGACGUCCUACUCUGGAUACGCCAACACAGAUGCCUGUUUGCCACAGAUAUCACAAAAAUGUAUAGACAAAUAUUAGUACAUAAAGAUGACUGGGACCUACAACGAAUCCUAUGGAUCGACGAUCAAAGCAGGGAAGUGCCAUAUCAGUUGACAACAGUCAUCUAUGGCACACGAGCCGCCCCAUUCCUAGCAGUGUUCUCACUGCUACAACUGGUAGAAGACGAGGGUGAAAAGUACCCAUUAGCACUACCAGCAAUACUUCACGGUAGAUAUGUUGACGACAUUUUUGGAGGUGCAGAUACACCACAAGAAUUACAAGAAACCGCAUUACAACUUCAAUAUCUCUGUAUGGCGGGCGGCUUCCCACUAGCAAAAUGGCAUUCAUCUCACAGAGACAUUCUCACAGCUAUCAAUGCUGACAAAACACAAGACUCAGUAAUAGAAUUUGACGAUUGCAAAACCAAAAUUCUCGGAUUACAAUGGAGUCCUCAAGAGGACAAAUUCACUUUCUUAACAAUGGUCUCAGCUGACAUGGACUGUUUCACAAAACGAAAAAUCCUAUCGGACAUUGCAAAGAUCUUUGACCCAUUAGGCUUUGUAUCACCAGUAGUGAUCAAGGCGAAACUACUACUACAAGAAUUAUGGCUACAUACAAUAAGAUGGGACGAUCCGCUUCGCACUCAAAUCUCACUAAGAUGGCGUACCAUAAAAAAGGAUCUUUCAGAACUCAACAAAAUCACCAUACCAUGA
Ceratosolen solmsi marchali is the source of this 1278-nucleotide messenger RNA. RefSeq lists its product as uncharacterized. The transcript has a single exon. The record is from RefSeq and is a predicted model, not a curated record. Lineage: Eukaryota; Metazoa; Arthropoda; Insecta; Hymenoptera; Agaonidae. Bases 1 to 1278 code for a protein of 425 amino acids.